CACUCGUACACACUUUUGAACACUGUCAGCGAACGGCAUAGAGCACUGGCACACUUUCCUUCCUUUACAAGUUUACACUUAGAUGCUUGAGGUCUUAACCAUCUGUUUUGUCUGCUGUUUACGGACGACCAACAGUUUCGAUCGUUCCUUGUAAUAUAUUUACCUUUAAUACUUGGUACUUUAUGCUGGCCGUAAUACGUCUGCAUGUUGCACAGAAUGCAACAAUACCCAUAGUUUUUCGCACACGAUUUCCUCUUCGAGUGUAAGGCGUUAUAUGCAAGUGUGCAACUAACGCUUCCCAUCUAAAGAAUCCAAUAAAAUCGGCCUGUCUUUGAAGAUUUUGAUCUUUGAUUCCGGUGAUUUCUGAUUAGCCCAAAAGAGAGCGCCAAAAGUCCAUUCUCUUACUGCUGCAGCAGACUUUUCUUAUGAGCGAGGCGAUCAAAUGACCGGGAACAUAUAGAACUUCAUCUGACAAGUAACAAGCUAUUGGAGAGAAUUUGAGUUGUUGAUGCUGUCCGGUCAUCCGACGAUUAAAUCCACUGUCUGUGUGUAUACGUAUUGCUCUGGCGAGUGUAUGUACAAUACCAUUGCUGCACUGCAUCUUCCACUCUCUCCAUCCAUCCCAUCCGUGUUCUGCCGCUGAAUACUCUGCCUUGAAACUGUCCCGAUAGAGGAAAUAACUAACCAAAUUUUCUCAAGAGCAACCACAGCAUCGCAUAUCAAACAAUCCACCACAACUUUGCGCUGUCUCUUAUCGGUGUCUCUAAUCACUCUGCGCAUUAAGGGAUGGCUUAAAACGCCAAGAGUGGAAAUGGAUGGAAUAUCAAAGCACAACAUUUGAGGCAUAAUCACCCACAGUUCGUCAUUUACCAGUGCAUUGAUAGCAGCCAGCUUGCUCCAAUCAUUACCGGGGCCAACAAAAUCCGAUAAAGCGCCUGCGCCACACUGCAUUCUACUGGCUUUGCUUGAUCCGACCCGGCUCGAUUACUCCAAAAAUUGUGGCCGCUUUUUUCCGCAACGUGAAUACCGUGGUUUUUAUCCGAAAUCUCCCCACUGUGAUCUAUGCGGUUUUUUUUCGGUGGAUUAUGCGUAUAUAUAUGUUCCGCACUGGCAUCCGGUGUUAUUCAUGAUCAGUUUAUAUUGAUUGCGUGUUCAUAUAUCGGUGGAGUGGAGUGCGCCACUAACGCCAGCUAAAGAGCCGUUUUGCUGGAAGUGACAACAUUAUACGCAGUUCGUGGCCGUGUGUCUAUGCGGUUCGGUGUGAUUAUUAACAUUGUUGUAUGCACAGUGGGAAGACCUAACACUCGCACUUAGAGGAAGGGUGCCUGCCUGUGUGAACCGGAUUGCGCCAUGCUGCCAAAACUGUCGCUUAACGACAUGUCAACAGGAAGACGGGAAUCCUGGAUGUGGCCUGUGUUUUCUUUAGCUUUCUUUGUAUGUGUGUGCCUUGUGGAUGCGAGGCAAGUUGGUAAUAGCGCGGCAGAUAGUAGGAAUUUGCCAGCAGUCCAAUCCUCCCGGCCCGUUGAGCUGGCAUGGGGAAUAUCGGAAGUGCAUGCCACAUUAGGGAAGCUCUUCAAUUUCACUAUACCAAAGGAUGCUUUUGAUGGGGAAAUUACUGAUAUAAAGGUCGGGGAAGUUGAUCGCUCUGCUCUUCCUAAAUGGCUCAGCUUUGAUACGGUUACACGCACCUUCACCGGUCUGCCUUUUCAAGAAAGCGACCUAGGAACACACUAUAUCGCCGUGACCGUGUUAGGCCCGCAUGAAACAUCAGCCAAAGAUGUCUUUUCCCUCGUAGUGGAGGAAACAUCCGGCCAAUCUCGCUGUUCCUCCGAAGCAGCGGAAACCGUUUUAACCCUAAUGCUGGAUGUCGACUGGGCCAACAUGAACAUGUACGAGCGGAUCAGCCUGCUCUCCAAAUUUAGCAAUUACUUGGACAUUCCGGCCAGUAAUCUGAAAGUAUCCCAUGUGAGCGGAAGUAGUAGCCCGUCGGCGCUACUUGACUCCUCCGCUCUGAUUGCCGGACCGGGUAAUGCUAAGGAGGUUAAGUAUCCGGGCGUGAAAGUGUCGGCGGUGGUGGGCUGCGAUGGGAAUUUGGAUGGUAAUCAUAAGGAUUUGGCGGUGUUUGUCGAUGAAUCCGCCCGGGAUGGCUCGAUGGCCCGCUUCACCGGUGUGGAUAUUGUGGGCUGGCAUCUGACCACCACCAAACCCGUACCGGCGCCCCGUUUGCGCCGGCAGUCCAAUUUCCUGCAUACCGCGGAGCCGACGCCGAUCGAGCCCACCGUGGCGGUCGUCCCGCAUGGAUCGGUCCAUCCCACACCAGCCCUCAGCGCCGGCGUGGUGGUACAGACGCACGGCUACGGAGAGUCCAGCGCCUACCCCGGCAUUCAGCCCACGGCAACACUGGAGUAUGCCGUUACGCCCACGGCAGCCUUUGAUGAAUUUGGUACAUCGCCCAUCGUUAUCACACCGCCGCCGGUUCUCCCGCCACCACGACCAUCGAGACCGGGCGAUCAUCGUAUUAACAAACCUCCGACUCCCGCUGCAUGGCCACAAGGAGGCGUUUCGGAGGUGGUUGGCAAAUACAUCCAUUACAAGUUCAUUUCGGCCCCCUUUAAAGAUCCCGACACAGCCGACCUGACCGUCACCCUGGAUCAGAAGAUUGACUGGCUGGAGAUUGCACGCGAAGGCGAUACUUACGUCCUUCGCGGUAUGCCCAUGGAGGAAAACAUUGGCGAGUACAAAAUCAAUGUGACCGUGGAUGAUGGUGUGAACACGCUGCGGCAUCCCGAACCGUUGAUGGUCCAAGUGCUUCCCGUGAAGAACGAAGCCGACACAGUGAGCGAGAUUGAUGUGACACUGGAUGAGCCGUUUGAUGGAUUUAAGAAGGACCGACGUGUCUUGUUCGUGGACACAUUGCGUUCGUAUUACCAGGAUCCCCACGGCAAAAACAUUCGUCUCCGUUCCAUUAAGAAAGGCUCGACACAAGUAGCCUGGGUGAAUGAGACGUUGAACGCGAAGGCUUGUAGUGAUCCCGCUAUUAGUGAAGUCUCCAAGCGGGUCGUCGAUGGCGAUAGCGUUAAUCCACAGUUUAGCCAGCAUUUCGCCUCAGCCGGCUUUAAGGUUACUAAGGCUUCUGCACAUAAAAUCGGGAAGUGUGCAGGCGCUAACGCCGAGAAGACGAGCAGUAAUGACAUCUACAUUUCAACGGUUGUGCCGGCAGUUGUCGUCUCAUCUUUACUGUUGUUGGCCUGCUGUAUUGCCUGCAUCCUGUUCAGGAAGCAUCGACGGGGCAAGAUGAACACCGGCGAACAGGAUACGGUGUGGAAGUCGCAUAACAAACCUGUUAUCCUUCCAGGCGAAAACAGUGACAAUAACCAGAAAGGACACAACGGAGCUGGUAAAAAGCCCACCGUCUUAACACAGGAGCGUCCCGGAGCCACCCCGGUGAGCCCGCCCACAUACUCUAGUAGCUCAACACGCUAUCCCGGUGCUCAUGGCCAUGAUUACGACGAGAGACAAAAUGAUCCCUUAUUACACCACCACCAGCCACCCAUUGUGGUCACAGAAACCCAAGUGCGCGAUACGAAACCCCAAUCUCAACCGCUAAGGUCAGCAGGCACCCGUCCGUGAGAACCCUGUCGUCAGACAAAGCCUGGCACGAGAAAGAAAUCCACUUUGUAUUUUUUGCAUUUUCUUCCGUUUUUCGUUUGUUCGUGUGGUCUUUUUUGUGUAUGUUGUCAUGAGAAAAAGCUUUAGCCACAAAAAGGUAUUAACUACCAGUGGGACAUCCAAACUGACCAAGAAUAGAUGGGUGGGUUCGGGAGCUGGCUCAGUGUGGCCAGAGAGCGCAGAAACGCCCUUGUUAAUUGUUGUGAUGAUCGCUUUUGUUAAUCCAGCAAGUUUUGUUUUUAGACUCUUUCUAAUCUAGUGAUGGUCCUCUUUCUUAUUCCUUUUUAAUCAUACUGACACUGCUGAGUCUGACGUUCAUUUAGUUUUUUGGUUGUUGUGUUCUUUCUCUUUAAUGUUGCAGCUUGCCUUAUUGAUAGUUUACGUCAGUUCAGUUGUAAGUAGUUUUCCAAUUAUUGACCGAUGUAUUAUUGUCAGCGUUUAUUCACAAUGUCAGUGUCUUUUUCUAUUUCAGUUGUGUGAGUUCUGUUACAUGCCUUACAAAUCAAUAAUAAGAAAAGAAUUAUACAUCA
This is a messenger RNA of Paramacrobiotus metropolitanus, 4199 nucleotides long. RefSeq names its product dystroglycan 1-like. The record is from RefSeq and is a predicted model, not a curated record. The coding region runs from base 1351 to 3630 and encodes 759 amino acids. Gene Ontology annotation, biological process: axon guidance; nerve development; muscle attachment. Gene Ontology annotation, molecular function: laminin binding; calcium ion binding. Gene Ontology annotation, cellular component: dystrophin-associated glycoprotein complex; dystroglycan complex; sarcolemma. The transcript is spliced from 8 exons. NCBI's taxonomy places the organism in Eukaryota, Metazoa, Tardigrada, Eutardigrada, Parachela, Macrobiotidae.